AUGUUUCCGGGAAAUGCUUUCAAUCACUUUCACUUUAUUUGAAUUCAUGAUUUACAAUCUGCAAUCAUGAAAAAGUCCAAAAGUCAAAAGUCCAAGUUAGAAUUGUUGUAAACAAGAUCAAAACCAUUUAUAGUUUGGCAAAAUUAAAUUUCAAAGAGCUGAGGGAAACACUAUUACAAUUUAAAAAACACUUGAGCAUGGAUCCAACCAUGCAGCAUUAUGCCCACAAGCUUGCCACCCAUUCCCAGCCCUGGUGAUAAAGUGCCCCCUCUGUGUGGAAUGAGCUAACAGUGGGCUACCAUGAAGUGUGACCCAGUAGCUCAAGGGUUUCUCUGUAGCCAUAGAGCUAGCAGGAAGUGCAGCUCGGGUGCCUCUCCACUCAUCUCAUCAAUGCAGCUUUCAUUCUCCCUCGGUGGAGCAAGAUGGAAGUUGUACAAAAGGACCACUGGUACUUCGUGGUACUCAUCUUCAUCCCUUUUCUUAAAGUUGCCGUCCUACAGAAUCAGGCUGUUGUUACAGUUCAUCUGGAGGAAGGGAUGGUUCUCGACUGUUUGUGCCCCUGGGACGGCAACCUCAGCAUGGUGUCCUGGACCAAAGUACCAGACAAGCAUCCGAUAGCUGUUUUCCAUCCAGAGUUUGGAAUGGCCUUCUCUCACCAUUACCGAGAGAGGAUAGACUUCCUGAGGACCACUCCUAUGGAUGGAAGUAUAUCCAUGAAGAACGUCACACAUCAAGAUAUCGGGCUGUACCACUGCUCUGUUCAGACGUUCCCUCAAGGCCCCUGGACCAGGAACAUUCAGGUGGAGGAUUUAGAUGAGCCACCAGAGGAAGAAGAAAGCACAGAGCCUCCCACGCCAGAGGUGAUCGAGGCAGACACAGAGUUUGUAGGAGAGCAGAACAACAACCUGACCCUCAGCUGUAACCACAAGCACAACGGUACCGUUAACCAGGUCAUUGUGGAGAGAAUGGCACAUGGCCAACCCUGGGGCAUCAUUGGAGUGUGUAAGAAGGUGGAAGGGGGCCUGGUGAGUGAGGACUACAGCGACAGGGGCAGGAUCAGCUGUGCAGACAGCCUGGAUGUCAGUCUGCACCUGACAGGUGUGGUGCAGGAAGAUGGUGGUUUCUACCGCUGUACCUUUAGCACAGAUGUCGGCAUGCAGACCACCACUAUGCUGCUCACUGUGCCCCCUCCAGGUUACUUCAGCCUGUCUAUGUACAUGAUGUAUAUUUAUGUCGCAGCUGGAGCUGCUGGACUGAUUUUACUCAUUAUCAUCCUCAUAGUAGUGGUGAGGCACAGGAAGAAGAACAGGAGGGAGGCAUACAGAGUCAGGCUGCACCCAUCUCAGAGACAGCCAAACUUCUACGAGAACAUCCCUGUGUGUCCCAAGAUCACAAAGAAGUCCAGGCAGAUAAAAACUUGCCCAGUGUAUGUCAACCUGCACACUAUGCAAUCAUACAAGACCAGACAUCAGCCUCAUAAUAAAUAAAUGAACAAACAUAAACAUGAUGUACUACAUAAUGUGAAUGUGUAGGUUUCAUCUUUCACAGCUGCCAGUGUGCCCUCAGCUAACAAAGCACAUUUAUUCAUGUAUAUAUGAGUAAAAGUAAACUUAUAUUGACAGGCGCAGAUUAUAAUUAUUUAUAUUUGAGGGUUGUUGUUUUUUUUUUUUAAAUAAGAUGCCAGGAUCACAUUGACAGUGAUUAAUUAUUCAUACUGUGGUUUGAAAUGACUUAACAAGCUGGUGCUCAUGUAAGUCUUAGAAGGCUGACAGGUUUGUUUGAGUCCAGCCCUGCUCCCACUAAUUAGAUGUAGUAUGUACUGCGUAAAAUUACCAUCGAGGAAAUAUUUGUUUUGGGCAAAACAAUAUUUGACUGUAACUAUCAGGCAGAAAGAGCAGACAAAAGCCUGUAUAAUCAUUCUUUUCACUUCCCUAACCCUCGAGUAAAACGAUUGACAAAAGCCUGUGUAAUUGUUGCUCUCCUUUUACUUUCAUCCCUCCUGGUUUCCAUUCAAUGCUUGACAAUGGUGUCUAAUCAUCUAACGGAAGAGAAAAGCAGUCACUCAGCACUGUACCAUCACUUGAGACUGUUGCAUUCCCCAAAGGGCUCUCCGUCUAGGAUGGCUGCAUUCUAGUUACAGCACGGUCUUAUUAUGAAAGCUAAACUCUAAUUAGCUAAUCCUGUGCUUCAGUUUAUUGCUCCUCAAUCAUUUACUGUCUAUCUGCUGUAUACUGAAUGUAUGGGUUGUUUUUUUACUCUGCUUUAUAACAUGGUAUGAUAAGCUGUUUUCCACAGUCAUAUUCAUUGUUUUUAAUUAUUUCCGAGCUUAACUAUAUGUUCUUGUAGAUUAAUGUCUCAGGCUUAUGGUAGUGCUUUUAUGCUGUGUGUUGUUUAUGUGUACUCUGAUCAAUUUAUCUCCAUAGAAAUGGAGGCAGUGGCAGAGGGAGUAAUGGAAAUGUGGACUGUUCCACUAGGAAACAGGACAAAAUGUGGACAAGGUGGAAAUACAGAGCA
Molecule: messenger RNA, 2514 nt
Organism: Thunnus maccoyii (southern bluefin tuna)
Lineage: Eukaryota; Metazoa; Chordata; Actinopteri; Scombriformes; Scombridae
Gene: cd226
Product: CD226 molecule
Exons: 6
Coding region: 423-1487 (354 amino acids)
Biological process (GO): positive regulation of natural killer cell mediated cytotoxicity directed against tumor cell target; positive regulation of immunoglobulin mediated immune response; positive regulation of Fc receptor mediated stimulatory signaling pathway
Cellular component (GO): external side of plasma membrane
Source: RefSeq, a predicted model, not a curated record